This is a messenger RNA of Melitaea cinxia (Glanville fritillary), 955 nucleotides long. RefSeq names its product NIF3-like protein 1. Lineage: Eukaryota; Metazoa; Arthropoda; Insecta; Lepidoptera; Nymphalidae. Gene Ontology annotation, cellular component: cytoplasm; mitochondrion. The transcript has 5 exons. The record is from RefSeq and is a predicted model, not a curated record. Bases 38 to 928 code for a protein of 296 amino acids.
AAAAUGUUUUUUCAGUUUCAUUUUAAGGCCCUAUCUAAUGUUUAUAAAAUUAACAAGGCAACAGGUUUUAAAUAACAUACAUUUGAGGAAGUAUUGCACAACAGCCGUCAAGAUGAGUGAAAAAUCAAAUGGUGUCAAAUUAAAUGAUGUAAUAUCAGUACUGGAAAAGUUUGCACCUAAACUACUUUCCGAAAGUUGGGAUAAUACUGGAUUAUUGGUUGAACCCUAUACACCCAGAAAUAUAAAUAAAAUUUUACUAACAAACGAUUUAACUGAAGCUGUAGCUCUAGAGGCCAAACAACAUAAUUGUGAAAUGAUUAUUUCCUACCAUCCUCCGAUAUUCGCGCCUUUAAAAACUGUCAUUCAGAGCUCAUGGAAAGAACGAAUCGUGUCAUUACUACUAGAACAUCGCAUUUCAUUGUAUUCACCCCACACAAGUUGGGACUCUGUCAAGGGUGGUGUUAAUGAUUGGCUUGCUUGUGCUUUUCCCUUUGUUGAAUCUAUUCCAAUAAUGCCUGGCGAAGACCCAAAUACAGGAGCUGGACGCUUUUUACGUAUAGAAUCUGGAUUUAGUUUAUCCGAAGCAAUAAAAAGUGUGAAAAUUUUAACUGGCUUAAAACACGUGCGAUUAGCCCUUGGCAAAGAAAGAACUCUAACGGAUAAUAUAGGAAGUGUAGCCCUUUGUGCUGGUUCUGGAAGUUCUGUGCUCAAAAAAGUUCCAACUGCUGAUUUAUUUUUAACGGGUGAAAUGCUUCAUCAUGACGUCCUCGACGCGGCACAGAGAGGAAUAUCAGUAAUUCUCACGAAUCAUUCCGAUUCUGAAAGAGGCUUUUUAACCGGAUUUUCAUCUCAUCUUCAAAGCCAGCUCGACAACAAAGUCAAAGUAAUCGUCAGCGAAUUUGAUAAAGAUCCUUUGUCUACAGUAUAAGGUAUAAAAUAAAUUAAACAAAGUUUA